AAAAGGCGUCCAAUCACAUCCGCCCAAGCCCCGAGCCUCAGCCACUGCGAUAUAGUACAACUACUAUAACGGCCCAGUCAAGUCUAUAUAUCUCCCCACUACUAUAAGUAUCCGACCAGACAUCGUAGACAAGUCACUUCAACCAUAACUCUAUCUCAUUACCCUCUACUAUCGGAGAUAAAAAUGGCCCAACCAGUCCAAAUCCUAUCCUACCAACGCCACAAAUCCCAAAACCCCUUCACCAUCUCCCUCCAACAUACAAACGGCACCGCAACCCCCAUCUACGAGGCCUUAACCUCCUCCUCCCCAAACCUCACUAUCUUCCGCCUCCAGCCCGGAUACCAGCAACCACCCCAGUACGGAUAUGCCCCAUCGCCUGCACCAGCACCAUACUACCAUCAACAACCCUACCAAAACUAUGGACAACCACCCUACGGCUAUCCCCCCCAACAGCAACAACCUUACGGCUACCCACCACCUCCUCCACCCCAGCAGUACUCCGGCAUCCCACCCGCACCGUCCAAAACUACAACCGGAACCGUCACCAUCUCCUCCAUGUCCUCAAAAAUCACCCUCUCAAUCCACAACACCCCGGAACUCAAAAUGAAGCGCCCAGACUUCCUCGCCUCCGGCCACCGCUUCUCCCACCCCCGCUAUGGCACCCUGGAGUGGAAGGAAAGCGACUUCCUUGAGAAGCGGUUCAAGCUGAUCGACUCGAACAAAACUGUGCUGGCCCGCUUUGACAAGUGGAAGUUGCCCGAGCAGCAGCGGGUUGGGUCUAAGAAGAAGAAGGCAUGGGCCUUCUCGAUUUUUGUGAAUGCGGAUCCGGAAUUCUUGGAUUGGAUUGUGGUGAGUGGGUUGGGGGUGGUGGAGUAUCGAAUAUCGUCGGAUAAGGCGUGGGAGGAGGAGCUGUUUGGGGAGGAUUCGGAUCUUUGGGAUGCGCUUGGGUAAAGGGGAUUUGUUUUAAUUGUGAUGCCUAGAUAUGUUCGUAGAGUGGGAUCUCUGGGAAGUGUAGGUGGGCUGCAUAUGCACAUAUGUUCAUUUUUAAAGAGUAUGGGUUGUAGAUUUGAGCGAGUCAGGGACUAUAAACUUGAGAUCCACUUUAGAAUAACGAGUCAGUAAGUGAUCGGAUACAGUAGGUACAGGGAGCAGUGAAACUCUUAUAGGGCUUUUUCUCGUAUAAGCAAUUAAAUAGUGCAAAGAGAAACCCUCGUUCAGUACUAGGCAAGCGAAGUGUUAGGGAGGUGUGAUGUAAAGUAGCAA
This is a messenger RNA of Aspergillus alliaceus, 1263 nucleotides long. RefSeq lists its product as uncharacterized. The transcript has a single exon. The record is from RefSeq and is a predicted model, not a curated record. Lineage: Eukaryota; Fungi; Ascomycota; Eurotiomycetes; Eurotiales; Aspergillaceae. The coding region runs from base 184 to 951 and encodes 255 amino acids.